CGAUCUACAGUCUACCUUUAUCAGGUUUGUAUCUUGCCAACGUAGGCACAACGUUAACCCGCGCAAUUAGUGCCUCGCCCUCGUGCUUCACUCGUGUGACCCCCUAUAGUAAAUUCGGCAUUUAAAAAAGAAUAACCAGUAGGUGUGAUUGUAAGCGAUGGAAGUUCACGAGGAGAGGUUCCGCGAGACGACUGGACGGGAGCUUCUCCUCAGCCUCAGCAGACUUGGAGUGGCCUUGUCGAAUCCAGACCAGUACAGGGAGCAGUUCAGGGGACGGUUGGGGCUGCUUCCUUAUUCACCGGACGGGGACGAUGACGACGACAACCCCGAAGAGGAAGACGAUUCCGAUGAUGAGAUGGAGGAGGACAUUGAACUGGGCGCGGCCUUUCCAAGCGUCCCUCCCCGGCCAUCUCCUUGCAGUUAUCUCCAUCCCGGCAGGUCCUUUACAGGGCAACAGCGGCUUUCUGCUCCGCACCGGCACCAGCAAGAAGAUUGGACCGUGACAGCAACCAUUUACAGCUGCGAUCUCGAGCGCGGCUUACUAACAGGCAGCAUGGUGGCCCAGAACAACCCUGUUGCCAAGCGGCCUAUCGUCACGUACUUUGAGGGUGAAAUCAUCGACAACGUCAACCACUCCUUUUGGACGGGCUGCAAGUGGGGCACCUGCCCCAGCCGGGAGAGCGACGUGCGGUACUGGUCGCGCUGCCCGGGCUUCAGCGGAGCGCUGCGCAACGCGGUGAAGCGGCACGACGGGCGGGCGCCGCAGUUGGGCAGCUGUCAGCACAUCUUCAUGCGCUGGAAGGAGGUCUUCUUUGUAGACGUGCCGCAGGACUGCCCACUGACCAUCACCGGCUUCUACUACCUGUCGCUGGACCGCUGCUCGGGCGCCAUCGGGGGUUACUACCACGACUCGAGAUCGGCACCGCUGCAGGUGCUGCAGCUGACGCCGGUUGAGCUCUGCGGGGGCAGCAGCAGCAGCAGCGGCAGCAUGGGAGGGGCGGCGGCCGGGACGGCAGCGGCGGCUUCCGCCUGCGGGGAGGUCCCAGCGGGGAUGGCAUUUGGGUCAUACACAUUGUGCUGACACAGCACAUCCCUGCCAUGACCAUGAUUAGGGUAGAUCUGAGGGAUUAGGGUGAUGGCUGGCCCUGUUCGGCCAUUCGCUAGAGAGAAUAAUGACUAGCUGUACAAAUGAGGAGUGCGCCUCUGUACAGACAAGCACCCCAGGUGCUGUGCGGACGGGCUUGGCGCGGCCAUGUAUCUUGAUAAGACUUGGAGGCUAGGCUGUAGUACGAGACUUCAGAGCUAGGAGGUAGCUGGGGUUGGGGUGUUAGGGGGUGUAAUGAUCGCAUCAGGGUGUGGCAUCGGGGUGUCGUGGUGGCGUGAAGGCCCCUGCUGCAGGAGUGCGUGUUCCUAUUAGUUCGCUGGCAGGUGGGUGGGGAGGUUUCUCGGGUACCGGGUUUGGCGCUCGCGCCUCUGAGCAGGUGUACGAUAUUUUAGGUAAGGUUGUUUGGAAGGGAGUAUUUCCGCUUGACGGAGCCAGCGGUAGCUUGCGGGUUGCCAGGGUAGUCCACUGUUCGUUUGCCGCUCAGCGGUGUGUUGACAGAGCAGCAGCGGCGGGGCUGCCUUAGCAUUUCGCUGUUCGAGGGUCUUCUUUUCGCUGUAGGUGGGACGCGGGGUUAAUUGCGAAAUGCGAAAUGAUGAUGGUACAAGGAAUUGGCGCACUGAGUGUCCCCAAUUACCGUGCAUGUUGUGUCAGUACUUAUGACUAGUCGCAUCCCUCGCCGCCUGUGUCGCGUCGUGUCGUUAAUAGACCCAUGGGUCAGGCGGGUGCUAGGUCGGUAGGUGCUAGGUCGGUAGGUUCCAGGUCGGCGCGUGCUACGUCGGCGUGUGCUAGGUCGCGUAGUGUAGAGGACGGCGAACAGAGCGAUGCAGCAGCUUAGGAAGGGACGGCUCGUGGCUCUCCCCGUUCUCCACCCAGGAGCCUUACGGGCCAACUCCUGCAGCCCGUAUGCCCCUCCCCUGCGCAUCAUGUAACAUAUGCACCGGUGUGCCUCGCAC
Astrephomene gubernaculifera is the source of this 2058-nucleotide messenger RNA. The record is from the annotation of a GenBank genome assembly. Lineage: Eukaryota; Viridiplantae; Chlorophyta; Chlorophyceae; Chlamydomonadales; Astrephomenaceae.